AUGGGUAGAUUUCGAGAUCUUGGCGUUGUGGAUUUGAACAAUAAUAGAAGUAAAAAAUCGCUUGAAGCGUUAUUUAUAAAUCAGUUUGACUACUUUUUAUUUGACUGCGACGGUGUUUUGUGGUGUGGUGAAAAACUCAUUCCGGGCGCCUUUGACGCCGUACUGCAACUGCAGAACUUAGGAAAAAAGCUUUAUUUUCUAACAAACAAUAGUACAAGAUCAAGAGCAGAAUAUAUUUCAAAGUUUAAAAAUUUUGGACUAGUUGUUGAAUUGAAUCAGGUUAUAACGUCUUCCUACCUAGCCGCCUUAUAUCUGCAGAGCAAACUUGAGGGCCAGCAAUCCGCCAAGAAGGUUUUCGCUAUAGGACAAAGCGGGUUAAUAGAGGAGCUUAGCAAUGUUGGAAUAGAGGUUGAGUGCGCUCAGAGUGAACAUCCUUUCGAUGGUGAAAAAUUUAAAGCUUGGAAACCGGACGACAAAGUUUUUGCUGUAGUCGCUGGUUUGGACAAAAACAUGUCCUAUCUAAACCUUUCUAAGGCCAUAUGCUAUCUACAGGAUCCACGCAUUUUGUUUAUUGCCACCAACACUGAUGCUACCUACCCCUGCGGAGGCGGAAGGCUUGCCCCAGGGUGCGGAUGUUUAGUUAAAUUUUUAGAAUACGCCGUCAACAGAACUUCGAUUGUCAUGGGGAAGCCGAGCAAAGUUCUCGCGGACUAUGUUACGCACAGACUUGAACUCGAUGUGAGCAAAACCUGCAUGGUGGGGGACAGGCUGGAGACUGACAUAUUAUUCGGAAAGAGUAUCGGGGCGAAGACACUGCUCGUCUUUACGGGCGUCCAGCGACCAGAUUCUUUAGAGAAUAACGAGGGGAGCAUUUAUCCAAACUACUGCAUUAAUUCAGUGGGUGACUUGUGGACGCCACCAGACUAAUU
This is a messenger RNA of Zophobas morio, 929 nucleotides long. RefSeq lists its product as uncharacterized. Bases 1 to 927 code for a protein of 308 amino acids. Lineage: Eukaryota; Metazoa; Arthropoda; Insecta; Coleoptera; Tenebrionidae. The transcript is spliced from 10 exons. Gene Ontology annotation, molecular function: phosphatase activity. The record is from RefSeq and is a predicted model, not a curated record.